Molecule: messenger RNA, 1266 nt
Organism: Aphis gossypii (cotton aphid)
Lineage: Eukaryota; Metazoa; Arthropoda; Insecta; Hemiptera; Aphididae
Product: E3 SUMO-protein ligase ZBED1-like
Exons: 4
Coding region: 1-1266 (421 amino acids)
Molecular function (GO): DNA binding; protein dimerization activity
Source: RefSeq, a predicted model, not a curated record
AUGAAAACAAAAUCAAAAAUUUGGUUAUAUUUUGAAAAACAUCCAAAUGAAGGGCUUUGUAAAAAAUGCGGCGAAAAAAAAAACAGCAAAGGCGGUAAUACGAGCAAUUUAAAAUCACAUCUGCGUUACAAACAUCCAAAUUUGUACUCAGAAUAUUUGAAAAUUGAUGGAAAUAGUACAAUUACUACAUCUGAAGAAACGCAAGAGUCCAAUAUUGAUGAUCCUGUUUUAAUAAAUCUUCAAAGCAAUUUGGUUUCGGAUAGUCAGAGCAGUGAGGCAUCAAUCUCUACAAUCUCUAAAGACAUGCAACCGUAUAAUUCGGUAGAAAAAAAAGGAUUUAAACAUUUACUUUCCGUCCUCUGUCCUAGUUUUGAACCUCCUAGCCGAAAAUAUUAUUCUGACCAUAAAAUUCCUCAAUUAUACGAAGACGUAAAAAAUUGCAUUAAGGAAAAAUUAAAAGGUGUAUCGUAUCUUGCCCUCACAACCGAUUGUUGGACAUCAGGAAAUGGUCAUCCAUUUAUUGGAUUAACAGCCCAUAUUAUAAAUGAGGAAUGGGAAUUCGAAAAUUUUUGUUUGGCAUGCACUUCUUUGAAUAUCGAUCACAAUAGUUUUAAUAUUAAAAAUAGUAUCAAGCAAAUAUUACAUGACUGGGAUAUUGACGAAUCUAAGAUCGCGGGUAUCACCACAGAUUGUGGAUCAAAUAUUUUAAAAGCUGUUGAACUAAUGUCAUUUAAUCAUGUUCCUUGCUUUGGACAUGUUUUAAAUACUGGUGUUACAAAUGCAUUUUCCUUAGAACCUGUUAAAUAUUGUACUGAAAAUGCAGUAAAAGUAAGAUCUGUUUUCCACUACAGUUCCAAAAUGAAACGUGCAUUAUUAAAUGAACAGACAAAUUUAGAUCUUCCUCCUCUAGUUCCACCGUCAUCGUCUGACACUCGCAUAGCUUUAUUUUUAAGCAACAAUGUACCUUCUGAAACAACAUUAAAUGACCAAAAUAUUUUUGAGGCGGAAAUCGAAAAAUAUAUUCAAAUUCCCAAAGCAGACCUAGAUUCAGACCCUCUUGCUUGGUGGAAAAUAUAUAAAUCAGAGUUUCCGAAUUUAUCUUUGUUAUCAAGAAAAUAUUUAUGUAUACAAGGCACUAGCGUACCUUGUGAAAGAUUGUUCAGUUAUGGAGGUAACGUAAUUACUGAUAAACGUACAUCAUUGUCAGCGGAACAUGCUGAACAACUAAUAUUUUUAUCAAAAAAUUCUCAUUUGAUAGUUAACUAG